AUGCAAUUCACUGCUACGAAAUUAUUCACCGCCUUCUUGGCGUUGAUUGCUUUGAUGCAAUUCGUCUCCGGCGCGGCCUUGUACUCCGAGAUGACCGGCGCGAAAAUCGCCGUCAGCGUCUCCGACGUCGCCUUGACGGAUGGGUGCGCACCGACGACCUACACGGGCGGCGCAUCCAGUUUAACGGUCAAAUGGUCCGGCUUGACGGUCGCGCCGGCGAAAAUCGCCAUCAAAUUGUGCUACACGAAGGACCAAACCGUGGACAGAGCGUGGAGAAAAUUUAAAGACAACAUCAAGGACAACAAGCAGUGCAAACAAACGGCGGAUACGGCGGCAUUUUUGGUGGAACCGUUUGAGUCCACCGAUUUGAGUGGAGAGAAGGAAGUUGUGAUUCCAAUGAAUACGGCGCCGACGACGUACACCGUGCAAGUGUUGGCCAUGGACGAUACCGGGGCGUUUAUCCAAUACGGGGACAGUUUGUUGAGCGAGUGCCACAUUAAGAUUGACACGUACGACAGACUCCCGAUGACGUUGCAAGGUACCAUGGGUUUCUUCUGCGCGUUUUCUUUGAUUUUUGCCGGGGCUGUUUGGGUGUACGACGUGAAGAAGCAAAACACAAUUGCCGCUCAGUGGGCGCAAUAA
Messenger RNA from Bathycoccus prasinos, 642 nucleotides. RefSeq lists its product with no specific name. The record is from RefSeq and is a predicted model, not a curated record. Gene Ontology annotation, molecular function: nitrate transmembrane transporter activity. NCBI's taxonomy places the organism in Eukaryota, Viridiplantae, Chlorophyta, Mamiellophyceae, Mamiellales, Bathycoccaceae. The coding region runs from base 1 to 642 and encodes 213 amino acids. Gene Ontology annotation, cellular component: plasma membrane. The transcript has 2 exons. Gene Ontology annotation, biological process: response to nitrate; nitrate transmembrane transport.